Nerophis lumbriciformis (worm pipefish) is the source of this 5161-nucleotide messenger RNA. RefSeq lists its product as uncharacterized. Lineage: Eukaryota; Metazoa; Chordata; Actinopteri; Syngnathiformes; Syngnathidae. The record is from RefSeq and is a predicted model, not a curated record.
UUCAAUUGAAUGCACUACAAAGACAAGAUAUUUGAUGUUCAAACUCAUAAACUUUAUUUUUACUUUGCAAAUAAUAAUUAACUUAGAAUUUGUUAUGCCCCACAAUGUUAUUGUCUAAGACACCUAGUGGUGGAAAUCAGUUUUGCAGUUUGUGUUUUAAUUUGACCCUCCUGUCUUGCCGUAGCCAGCUUAGUGUUGGUGUGUUUCAGAGAGCAGUAGAGAACAGUUGAGAGCAGAUGUCAAACAAACAGGAUGUACUGCAAGCUUUAAACUUUCUUUUCGACUUUGAAGACUUUGAAGGUCUAAACCUUUUUACAAAAUAUACGAUUAAUCCUUCACUAAAAAGACCUAAACUACACUACAGACGCUUGGGACUCUUUUUUCAUCAAGGAUUAUAUCAUGUUAGCUAUCUGCUAAGCUAACCAGCAAAAGCAAGAGCAGAAUAGUAAAAAGGUUUAACAUUCAGUCUGCUUACAAAGGAAAGUGAGCCAUUACAACUGCAGGCCAGAAAGACAUUCAACAACAUAUCAUGGAUGAUCAAAACCUUAAAGCUGAAGAUCGAGGUGCACCUUCUGAACGCUCCAGUUGUACUAAUCACUCUGGCAGUUCGAGACAUUCAUCACAAGGUUUGGCUGUCAGAGCAAGAGCCAGAGCCGAAGCUGCAAGAGUCAUGGCUACAUUUGCGCAAAGACAAGCAGACAUGCAAAUCGAGCAGGCACGGAUUGAAGCUGAACAAUCAAAGAAAAAAGCGGAGAUCGAAGCUGAACAAGCAAAGAAAAAAGCGGAGAUUGAAGCGGAACAGCAAUGUAGAGCAGCUGAAGUACAAGCUAACCUUGACGCGCUGAAGGUACGGACUGCUGCUGAAGCAGCAUGCGCUGAGGCUGAAGUCUUGGAAGCUUAUGAGAAUGAAGUUGGAGAGCCUUCAAGGCAAAGUAUAACAGGUUUGGCUCCCUAUUCCUCACAGCAACGCACUAGGGAAUAUGUGCAACAACAUUCUGUGGAUCAUGGUCAGCAACAACUCCGGCAUCCAAAACAAAAAGCCGUUUAUUCACCAGAGCGCCAGCAGUACAUGGACAACGGUGAUUCCGUCUUAUCGCCAAAGCGCCAGCAAUACAUGGACAACGGUGAUAUGGAAAUGGACAGUAUGGAUGUACGCAGUUGUGCAGAAAAAAGCAACUCUUUUCAUUUGUUGCACAAAUGGCAAGGGGAACGCCAGAGCAGACCCACCACCCCUGUGAAAUUCCCUCAAGAAAGAUCUUUCACCCAGCAACUUCACUACGCACGCCCCCGAGACCAGCAGCCUAGCCACCAAGGUGCAUUUAACCACAUGCCCCCACGUGAUCAAUCAAACUUAGACAAAUACCUCAUUCGCAAAGAAAUAAUUAGCACUGGUCUCCUGAUGUUUGAUGAUAGACCUGAGAACUACUGGGUAUGGAAGGCUUCCUUUAUCAAUGCCAUUGGUGGCUUGAACCUCACCUACAGCCAGGAGUCAGGUUUAAUGUCCAAGUGGCUGGGACCAAAGUCUGCAGAGUUGGCCAAACGAAUCCGUUCAGCCUACAUCCAUGACGCUAAAGAAGGACUCUCAAAGUUGUGGAAGAGGCUGGAGGAAUGCUAUGGGUCAGCUGAAAUCAUUGAAGAUGCUAUGUUGAAGAGGUUAGAGGAAUUUCCAAGGAUUGCAAAUAAGGACAACCAAAAAUUACAGGACCUAGGAGAUCUAUUGCUAGAGCUGGAAGCAGCAAGACGAGAUGGAUUUCUACCUGGACUUUCUUACCUCAACACUCCCCGGGGAGUCACUCCUAUAGCGCAAAAGCUCCCUAUAUACCUUCAGGAGAAGUGGAUCUCAUUUGGCUCGAAAUAUAAAGAAGACUUUCAAGUUCGAUAUCCUCCUUUUCACGUCUUUGUACAAUUUAUUCAAGACCAAGAAAAGAUACGAAAUGAGCCCAGCUUUGCUGAUCUUGGUGGUGGUUCAAACAGGACAGAUAAACUACAAAAAGAAAUCAAACAAUCUGUGUUUACCAGGAAAACUGAUGUGUCUAAAGCAGAUGCAGGCAAGCAAAACAAGGAGGAGAAAAGGGUUGAAGAUCCAGACAGAGUGUGUCCUUUACAUAAUAAGCCCCAUCCCCUAAGAAAAUGUUAUGGUUUCCGCAACAAGAGCUUAGAAGAGCGGAUAGCCUACCUCAAGGAGAAACACAUCUGUUUCAAGUGUUGUGCCUCAACAAGACACUUUGCCAAGGACUGUGAUAAAACUGUGCAGUGCAAAGAGUGCGACAGUAGUAGGCACCCAACUGCUUUACACCCUGGCCCAGCAGUAAGAAAACCAGAGAGCCCUGCUGUCAUUGAAGAUCAAGGCGGGGAGCGAGAAGAGAAAGAGCCUCCAGAGGUCAAGUCAAAAUGCACAGAGGUGUGCGGGAAGGCAGUUGGCGCCCGAUCAUGCUCCAAAAUAUGCUUGGUCCUUGUAUACCCUGCAAGUCAACGAGAGAAAGCUGUUAAAGCAUAUGCUGUCCUCGAUGAGCAGAGUAACAGGUCGCUGGCCAAGAGUGAGCUAUUUGACCUGUUUGGCAUUGGAGCAGGUGCCACUCCUUACACCCUUAAAACAUGUGCAGGGGUCAUGGAAACAUCAGGACGACGCGCAAAUAAUCUCAUUGUCGAGUCAAUAGAUGGCAGUGUACAGAUCCCAUUGCCAACAUUAAUUGAGUGUGAUAUGAUGCCUGAUGACCGUGCAGAGAUCCCCUCAGCAGAAAUAGCACAUCAUUAUCCGCACCUCAAGCCAGUGGUAGAUAAAAUACCAGCUAUUGAUCCUGACGCAGAUAUUGUCAUGCUUCUCGGCAGAGACAUCCUACGUGUACACAAAGUACGUAGACAGUACAAUGGACCCAACAAUGCACCGUAUGCUCAGAAAUUGGACCUCGGCUGGGUCAUUGUCGGAGACGUAUGUCUAAAGGGAGUCCACAAGCCAAGCAGCAUUAAUGUCUAUAGGACCAAUGUCCUACCUAAUGGACGGACGUCGUUCCUGAGUCCAUGUACAAGUGUUAUUCAUGUGAAAGAAAAGUUCGACAAGAACACACCAAGGUCACGUAAAGAGACAGGUCUUCAGGAAGAUGACACUGAUGAACUUGGAAGCAACAUAUUUGAGAGGACAAAGGAGGAUGAAAAAAUAGCAUGGUCUAUUGAUGACAAAGCCUUCCUUGAGAUCAUGGACAACAAUGUCUACAUGAAUGAGGCUAACACCUGGGUAGCACCCUUACCAUUCCGUUUCCCAAGACAACGUCUGCCGAACAAUAGAGAGCAAGCAGCAAAACGACUGUCAUCUCUAUGUCGCACACUGGAAAGAAAGCCAGUUAUGAAAGAACAAUACACAGAGUUCAUGCAGAAAAUCUUUGACUCAGGACAAGCAGAGCUAGCUCCACCAUUGAAGGAGAAGCAAGAGUGCUGGUACUUACCAACCUUUGGUGUCUAUCACCCCCAAAAGCUGGAUCAAAUACGCGUGGUGUUUGAUUCUAGUGCUAAGCACGAAGGCAUUUCACUCAACGACGUCCUCUUGAAAGGACCGGACCUGAAUAAUACCCUUCUUGGAGUCCUUAUUCGCUUCCGCAGAGAGCCGGUUGCAGUGUCCACCGACAUACAGCAGAUGUUUUACUGUUUCACAGUCUGGAAUGAACACCGUGACUUUCUAAGAUUUUUGUGGUUCGAAGACAACGACUUCACAAAACCAGUGACUGAAUACCGAAUGACAGUGCAUGUGUUCGGUAACAGCCCUUCGCCAGCUGUGGCCAUUUAUGGCUUGAGAAGGGCAGCUGAAGAGGGAGAGAGAGAACAUGGUACAGAUGCUAAGCAGUUCAUAAUGAGGAACUUCUAUGUAGAUGAUGGGCUUGCCUCAUUCUCCAAUGCUGAGGAAGCCAUCACCGUACUGUCAAAUGCAAGAGAGAUGUUGGCAGAGUCAAGCAUCAGGCUACAUAAGAUAGCAUCUAACAGCAACACUGUUUUGGAUGCUUUCCCCCCAGAAGACCUUGCCAAAGGCCUUAAGGAUCUAGACCUGACAUCUGAUUCACUACCACUCCAACGCAGUUUAGGCCUCAGAUGGGACCUUCAAACAGACAGUUUCUCCUUCUGUGUGUCUGACAAAGAAAAGCCAUUUACAAGAAGGGGAAUCCUUUCAGUGGUCAACAGUCUCUAUGAUCCCUUGGGGUUCGUGGCACCUGUCACAGUUCAGGGCAAGGCACUCGUGAGAGAUGUCUCCACAGAAGAGUAUGAUUGGGACACUCCGCUACCAGAAGACAAAGCAAUACAGUGGAAUGUCUGGAAAGAUUCCCUCAAGGAACUUAUGCAGCUCCAGAUCCAGAGAACCUACAUCUCUGUUUCUCUGCUCGCCACAGUAUACAGAGAGAUUUGUGUGUUCUCAGAUGCAUCAACUAUGGCUAUAUCAGCUGUAGCAUACCUCAGGGCAAUCGAUACAGAAGGACACAGCCAUGUCGGGUUUAUCAUGGGGAAAUCCAAGCUGGCUCCACGUCCUGCUCACACUGUUCCUCGUUUGGAAUUGUGUGCAGCCGUCUUGGCAGUGGAAAUUACAGAGACAAUAAUGGAUGACAUCGAUUUAGAGAUUCACAAAGUCAAGUUCUACACAGACAGCAAGAUCGUACUGGGCUACAUACAUAAUGCGUCCAGAAACUUCUAUGUCUACGUGGCAAACAGAGUGACAAGAAUAAGAAGGUCCUCUACCCCAGAGCAAUGGCACUACAUCAACACCAAACUCAAUCCUGCAGAUCACGGAUCUAGGUCUGUCUCAGCGGCUCUCCUACCAGAUACCAACUGGCUGACAGGUCCAGCUUUUCUAAGAAAUCCAGAAGUGGAUGAAGUUCCACAGCCAGAGGCAUUUAACCUUCUGCAUCCUGACACUGAUGUAGAAGUUCGCCCUCAAGUUUCAACCUAUGCUACGAAAGCCACAAGUGGACUUCCUGGCUCACACCGGUUUGAAAGAUUCUCCAGCUGGAAAUCUCUUACUCGUGCAAUAGCCAAGCUUGUCCAAUAGGCUAGAGUCUUCUGGAAAACUUCAGAUGGUAUCCAGAAAAAAGAUGAACUCAGUCAAGCAAGACUGGUCAUAUUGAAAACAACACAACAAAAUGUGUACAAAGAGGAAAUGAAAAGCCUAGAAAAGGGUGAAGAG